This is a messenger RNA of Hypomesus transpacificus, 4182 nucleotides long. RefSeq names its product lipase, hepatic a (gene lipca). The transcript has 9 exons. Gene Ontology annotation, molecular function: triacylglycerol lipase activity; apolipoprotein binding. The record is from RefSeq and is a predicted model, not a curated record. NCBI's taxonomy places the organism in Eukaryota, Metazoa, Chordata, Actinopteri, Osmeriformes, Osmeridae. The coding region runs from base 200 to 1702 and encodes 500 amino acids. Gene Ontology annotation, biological process: lipid metabolic process.
CGUUCUUCUCUUUCCCUCCCUGACUUCCUGAAACCCCUUUUCUCUUCCUGCUUCUCCCAGAAGGGCUCUCACUUGCGGGCUCUCAUUUUGCCAAGAACUCUUGCCCUAUUAGCAUUUUUCAGCUACUCUCCUAUCCUGCCCAGCUGAGCAGAGUGUUUGGAGGGAUUAUCUAGAGUCUUGCGUUAACUGUGACGCCACCAUGACUGGGCUCAGAAUCCUGUGCGCCUUGCUGCUCACUUCUCACCUGGCCGAUGGGAAAAGAAUCAAAGGAAACAGAGCAGAAGAUCCUGAGCAGCAUCCUGACCUGAGAAUGAAGAGGCCCCAUACACCCAGCGCAGUCUUCAGGCUGUACACCGAGGGAGAUUCCAUGGACAACACCUGCACUUUGGAGUCCUUCCGUCCUCACACUCUGACCUCCUGCGGCUUCAACAGCAGUCUUCCUCUCAUCAUCAUCACACACGGCUGGUCGGUCGAUGGUAUGAUGGAGAGCUGGGUUCCCAAGCUGGCCACAGCUCUGAAGACCAGCCUGAGAGACGCCAAUGUGGUCAUUACUGACUGGCUGUCUCUGGCCCAUCAGCACUACCCCACAGCAGCACAGAACACACGGGCUGUGGGCCUGGACAUAGCCCAUCUGCUGCACUGGCUGGAGGAGUACUACCAGUUUCCUGCAAAGAAGGUUCAUCUGAUUGGCUACAGCCUUGGUGCUCACAUCUCAGGAUUUGCAGGAAGCUACCUGGGAGGGGCAGGAAAACUAGGACGAAUCACUGGGCUGGACCCAGCAGGGCCUCUGUUUGAGGGCAUGUCCUCCACGGACAGACUCUCCCCUGAUGAUGCCCACUUUGUGGAUGCCAUUCACACCUUCACCCAGGAGCGCAUGGGUCUGAGUGUGGGCAUCAAGCAGCCUGUGGCACACUACGACUUCUACCCCAACGGGGGCGAAUUCCAACCAGGAUGCCACCUUAAGAACCUAUACGACCACAUCACUCAAUAUGGACUCAUGGGUUUUGAGCAGUCAGUGAAAUGCGCACACGAGCGUUCAGUCCACCUGUUUAUCGACUCCCUGUUGAACAAAGAUAAGCAGAGCAUGGCCUACAGGUGCAGUGAUGACAAUGCCUUUGGAAAGGGCAUUUGCCUAGACUGUCGCAAGAACCGCUGCAACAAACUUGGCUACGACAUCAAGAGGGUCCGCACAGGCACCAGCAAGAAGUUUUAUCUGAAGACUCGCUCUCAGAUGCCUUACAAACUUUACCAUUACCAAUUCAGGAUUCAAUUUGUCAACCAGAUAGAGAGGAUCGAGCCCUCUCUCACCAUCUCCCUUACUGGGACUAAAGAGGAGAGCGAAGACCAGCCUAUCAGUUUAUUAGAGGAGAUCUCAGGGAAUAAGACCUACACCUUCUUGAUCACUCUGGACCAGGGAAUUGGUGAUCUGAUGAUGCUGAAGUUCCGCUGGGAUGGGACUGCUGUCUGGAAGAAUGUGUGGAACAAGAUGCAGACCAUCAUGCCCUGGGGGGGCGGGGGGAAGGGCCCCCAGCUCACCGUGGGCAGAAUCAGCGUCAAGGACGGAGAGACACAGGAGAGGACAAACUUUUGUGCCAAGACAAACGAUGGGCAGCAUGUUCAACCCUCACAAGAAGAAGUUUUCGUCCGUUGCAAAGAAGAUCAUCAAAAACAGCGUAGAAAAAAGAAGUUAAUCCAUGCCUAGACUUGACGCUCCCUGUUUAAAUGAGGACAAAUAACGUAAUAAUGUACUACUUGGAAACUGAUGAAGGUUCAAUUUGAGUCUUUACCUGGCCGAUUGGUAUUCUUCUGUUCAUUGCUGUUUUGGUUUGUAUAAUUGUCAUUUACCAUUUUUCAACUAAAUACCGUAUUCACCUUCAUUUAUGUACAAUAUUUGAGAAAUAUUGGCAAUAAAUUCAAGAUUUACCUAUUUAUUGGAAUUUUGAAGCAGCAUUGUCGUUAACUGCACCAGUGAACAGAGUAACGGGAAGGUUGGGCACUUAUGAACUAUUAUGAAGUUUUUAGUCAAAAUGACAGUAACAGAGGAAAUGUGAAUUAUUGUGGCAAAAACUGAUAUGAAGAAAAAUGAACAGUCAUUCUCAAUAUUGCAAAAAAAGGAAGUGAUUAUUUGGUAAGCACCAAGAAUGAUCUUUCAUUUCCAUGUACCAAGUUAUAAGGACCUUGGUGGCUUUGGAAUUCGACUAUCCAAAACAAUUAGAAAUCGCGAUUCCGGUAUGCAUUUUUAAUCAAGUCUAUUUUUAUUAAUGCAUUUCAUGUAAUUAAAAAAGAACAACAACUUUGGACAAUACCUUUAGCAUUUUUUGUAAAAAAAAAAAAAGAAAAAAAAAGGCCUAAUUUAGCUGAAACUGAAAAAUAACUAAAACAACAAAUGAAAAUCAAAUGGAGUAUACUGUAUAAAACACAGUGGACAUUAAAUCAGACAGUAGUAUUUUACUUUUUUCAUUUUAUAAUCACUCGUAACAUUUCAGUGUAUGAGAAAGAACAAAUCUAGUUAAGAGAAUUUCCCCUAUACACCUCAUACCCAAACCAUACCACAGAAACUAAAAGAAAAGAAUCAGAGAAGAAUCAUUCAUGAGGAUCAAGCUCAAAUGAGCAUCACUUAUGCUGAAGAUGAUGACAUUCCUUAUCACCCAGAGACAGAAACCCAUUCCCACCAAACAGAAAGAACAAAGAAAAUACAAUUUGGAAUCCAAGGACGAUUUUGCCUUUGUCUGACAAGCUUUCUUAAAGAUAUUGAACAUUGAUCCAUGGCAUGGACCCCCUGUCAUCAUGACAGUGUAUCUCACUCUCUGUAUGCCACUGUUGGGAAGGAGGCCUGCUGGUCUUAACACUUUGUCUUUUGUUUUGUACCUAGUACUGUUGAUAAUAGAUAUGUAUCUAUUACAUAGCCAUAUAACAACUGUAUUAGAACUAAAAAACAGGGUUAGCUCCAGACUUGCUCAUUCUCCAGUAACUAUUCAGAAGGCGUGGUGACAGGAUAACAACUUUGACCACUCGCGUCCUGACAAUCAACAACAAGUGAACACAGGAAGUGGGCAUAUCCCCAGUCCUCUCCCUUCCUCAAGUCGAGUCGACUGGUUGCAGACAGCAACGCAGGCCUCUGAGGUCUGGAGAGAGCUGAGGUCAGGCAGAGCCUACCUGUUCCCUCCAGCCUCUCUUCCACAGGUCCUCAGGACAGCCUGACUGGAUAUCCUCCCCUGGGAGUUGAAGAUUGGACCUUGACUGUUCUCUGCUGGCUGAGUGCCGCUGACCCUCCACCGACCUAAAGACCGUGGUGCCGUGACGGGCUUAGAAGGGAUCAGGGCCCACUCCAGUCAGGCACAUGUUGAUGUCUUUAUGUUUACCUGUAGAAGGCUAAGACGAAGCAUCCAAGGGUCUAAUCAUUUCAACUGUCCAUCUGGUUGGGGUUCGUUUGGGAGAGGUGAAGGACAUGCAUAUCACUCGAUUAAAAGGGUGAGAAAAGGGGUGUUGGAGGAAUGAAUAGUGAUGAUUUGAGAAGAGUUGAUUAAUGAUGUCGCCCUUUUAAAUGUCAUUAUCAGAUAUAACAUCCGCCAGACAUCAGUCACAACAAGUGACUUUCAAGGAUUCAUCAAUCAAUACAAUUCCUCCAACAACAACAAACAGUUGUCCCCCCCCCAAAAAAAAACAGAAUCAACCCCCCCCCCACCCCAAAAAAAAAUACACUUAAAAACCACAAUCACAUUAAAGCCAUCCAAGUUCUUCAUCUGGCAAGCCGUUAAUCACAUACCUAAAACAUGCCAAAAAUGAAGAGGGGCUUCUCAAGCUGGCCUGACCCUAACCCAGAUGAGCCUCACUGGGCUGAGCGUGUAAGGUAGCUCAUGGCAACAUUCAGGGUGGGCAGCCAGCGUGAGCGUCCCCAGAGUGGCAGGGCAGUGCUGUGUGACUGCUCGCUCUCACUGGCCCCUCCAUGCACCAGUCAGCUCCCCGGCUGUGGGCGAGGCCCUGGGACUGCUGGGAUAUGAUGAUACGCGCUAUUGGAGGGGAGCAGUCGUAGGUUCUAGCACCAGCCAGCACGCCCCACUUAAAGCUCUGGUGAUCCCCCCUCCACCCCCCCUGUCCUCAUUUGUCCUCCUUUCAAAUGAUCAACAGACGAGAACAUCUGCUGUAUAUAGUGGUUGUUCUAUGAUGGACGUAGACAAAAAG